Pteronotus mesoamericanus is the source of this 2762-nucleotide messenger RNA. RefSeq names its product solute carrier family 6 member 20 (gene SLC6A20). Gene Ontology annotation, molecular function: L-proline transmembrane transporter activity. The transcript is spliced from 11 exons. Bases 109 to 1890 code for a protein of 593 amino acids. Lineage: Eukaryota; Metazoa; Chordata; Mammalia; Chiroptera; Mormoopidae. Gene Ontology annotation, cellular component: plasma membrane. The record is from RefSeq and is a predicted model, not a curated record. Gene Ontology annotation, biological process: sodium ion transmembrane transport.
CGGGGCCACCCCCAGGCUGAGCCGGGGUGGGACGGCGCUCCUGGCGGCCGCACACCGACACAGACGUGCGGGCGCCGGGGCGGGAAGCGAGCGCGCGAGCUCGGGGCCAUGGAGAAAGCGCGGCCGCUGUGGGCCAACCCGCUGCAGUUCGUGUUCGCCUGCAUCUCGUACGCCGUGGGCCUGGGCAAUGUGUGGCGCUUCCCCUACCUGUGCCAGAUGUACGGCGGAGGAAGUUUCCUGGUGCCCUAUGUCAUCAUGCUCAUCGUGGAGGGAAUGCCGCUCCUGUACCUGGAACUGGCCGUCGGACAGCGCAUGCGCCAGGGCAGCAUCGGCGCCUGGAGGACCAUCAGCCCCUACCUGAGCGGUGUCGGCGUCGCCAGCGUGGUGGUCUCCUUCUUCCUGUCCAUGUACUACAACGUCAUCAACGCCUGGGGCUUCUGGUACCUCUUCCACUCCUUCCAGGACCCCCUGCCGUGGUCUCUCUGCCCACUGAACGGCAACCACACGGGCUACGACGAGGAGUGUGAGCAGGCGUCCUCCACGCAGUACUUCUGGUACAGGAAAACCCUCAACAUCUCGCCGUCCAUCCAGGAGACCGGCAGCGUGCAGUGGGAGCCGGCGCUGUGCCUCGUCCUGGCCUGGCUCGUGGUCUACCUGUGCAUCCUGAGGGGCACCGAGUCCACCGGCAAGGUGGUGUAUUUCACUGCGUCGCUGCCCUACUGUGUGCUCAUCAUCUACCUGGUCAGGGGCCUCACGCUGCACGGAGCCACCAACGGCCUGGCAUACAUGUUCACGCCCAAGAUGGAGCAGCUGGCCAACCCCAAGGCCUGGGUCAACGCGGCCACCCAGAUCUUCUUCUCGCUCGGCCUGGGCUUCGGCAGCCUGAUCGCCUUCGCCAGCUACAACGAGCCCUCCAGCAACUGCCAGAGGCAUGCGAUCAUCGUGUCCCUCAUCAACAGCUCCACCUCCAUCUUCGCCAGCAUCGUGACCUUCUCCAUCUACGGCUUCAAGGCCACCUUCAACUAUGAAAGCUGCCUGAACAAGGUGAUUCUGCUGCUGACCAAUUCUUUCGACCUGGAAGACGGCUUUCUGACAGCCAGCAACCUGGAGCAGGUGAAGAGCUACCUGGCCUCCACCUACCCCGGCAGAUACAGCGAGGUGUUCCCGCAGAUGAAAAACUGCAGCUUGGAAGCGGAGCUGGACACGGCAGUCCAGGGCACCGGCCUGGCUUUCAUCGUCUACACCGAGGCCAUUAAAAACAUGGAGGUGUCCCAGCUGUGGUCGGUGCUGUACUUCUUCAUGCUGCUGAUGCUGGGCAUCGGGAGCAUGCUGGGCAACACGGCCGCCAUCCUCACCCCGCUGACCGACAGCAAGGCCAUUUCCAGACGCCUGCCCAAGGAGGCCAUCUCGGGUCUGGUGUGCCUCGUCAGCUGUGCCAUCGGCAUGGUGUUCACCACGGAGGCCGGCAACUACUGGUUCGACAUCUUCAAUGACUACGCAGCCACGCUGUCCCUGCUUCUCAUCGUCCUGGUGGAGAUCGCGGCCGUGUGCUAUGUGUAUGGACUGAGGAGAUUUGCAAGUGACCUUCAGGCCAUGACGGGCCGCCCCCUGAACUGGUACUGGAAGGCCAUGUGGGCCUUCGUGAGCCCGCUCAUCAUCGUCAGCCUCUUGCUCUUCUACCUGAGUGACUACAUCCUCACGGGGACCCUGCAGUACCAAGCCUGGGACGCCUCCCAGGGCCAGCUCGUGACCAAGGAUUACCCCACGUACGCCCUGGCCGUCAUCGGGCUGCUCGUGGCCUCCUCCACCAUGUGCAUCCCCCUGGUGGCCCUGGGGGCUUUCAUCAUGCGCUGCCUCAAGAGGGGCGGAGGCACAGCCUCCGAGGCCUGAGAGCGGGCCUCCCCGAGGCCGCCGCCGCGCGCUCCGUGUCCCAGCUGCUCUUUCCAGGUGGCACCGCCUGGGCUGCUUGUGCGAGUAUUGGCCCCAGGAGCUCUCGGCCCCUCAUCUUCCCAGGUCCAGAAAGAAGAGGCUGGAACGUGGGGGAAGGAGGUGCCCCCCGGAGAACCCCCACCCUGCGCCCCAGGCGGCCCCUCGGGCCCUCUGCCACCCCCAAGGUUCCCUGGGCUGUCUCCUAGGUGUCACCACAGAGGCGGGUUGUCCAAGGCCAGCCUGAAAGACAGUUGCUUUCUCGAUGCUAGGAAAGCCCUCGGAUUAGAGCACACUGCGAGCUGAAAUGUGGCUGUAAUUUUUAUGGGAUAAAAUGGAAGCCACGUUUUCCCCCAGAUAUGAGAGGGCCAUCGUUUUUCAAUCGGUUUGAAAAGGAGUUUUUUAAGUGAGUGCCUGAGAGGACAGAUCGGAAUGUCCCUGGUGCAGACCUUGUCCUCUUUUCUCAGUCACAGUGACUGUGUGUUUGCUGGGUUCUUCUUCGCUAACAGGCUGGACGGGCCGUCAAGAAGGCCUCGAUUUGGGACUCACGAAAUUAGAAUUUCUCUAAGUCGAGGUCCCUCACUGCGGGCCCAGGACCAGUCCUCUCGACAAAAAUCGCCCCGACUCCCACGCGCAAGCCCAGCCGGCCUCUGGCACGGGUGCUGGAGGAGCCGCUGCGGACGGCCCUGCCCCUCGUGUCUUAGCGCCACCAAAAAAACCAGCCAGGGCCGCUGGGAGGGCAAGAGUCCACCUAACUUCCUGUUGUAUUUGAGCAUGACGGCCAAGUCCGUGUAGGAAAGACCAAGAACACUACUUACAAUCCAUUUAAAGUUAUU